ACUGCGUUUAUUGUUAAAAUCUAAUCCUGAAAUGCAAUGUUAUGAUUAGAAAACUGAGAAACGGAAUGUUUCAAACCUUUCAAACAGGUUUUAUCGACGAGACGUCAAAAUGAAAUAAAAUUAGUAAACACCAUUUAAACGUCUAUGUCAAUCUACAUACCUAACAGAUUAACCUCAAAAUUUUUGAAAUAGUUGGAAAAAGUAAUAAUGAAAUUUUUAGUCGUAGAUUGGACUACAUCAGCAAGAUAACGAUUUUACUGUGAAGAUGGCUAGCAGUACCACACCAGAAAAUAACAGCUUUCUCGAGAAAGUAAAGGAUUUCCCACCAAUUAUUGAUGGCAAAAUUAAUGCAGUAAAAUUUAUUGAAUCAACUCUGGGCUUGUUAUGGGUUGUUGAGAGCCUUGGUAAAAUUUUUGCUCCAGUUAAAUAUGACAUGGAAGGAAAUAUUGAUAAAAUCAAGAAAUUGGACCCAAAAGAAAGCUCCUGUUUACUUGAAUUAUUAAAUAGAGAAUGUUUACAAUCACAAGGCAAACCCGUAGCAACUGAGGGAUUGUUAUGGCUUAAUAGAUCACUUUUUUUCUUCGAAAUUGUGUUUCAAGAAAUGAUACACUUGAUUGAGGAAAACAAUUUGGAUAUAAAUAUGAGGAAAAUAUAUACCAUUGCAUAUGAGGGGUCUGUUAAGAAAUAUCACAACUGGGUUACUCAACAAAUAUUUGCACUAAUUUGCCGGUUGGCUCCUACACUUCAUCAACUGUUGAAAUCAUUUGGAGUGGACACCAACAAUAUAGGAUCAUUUAAAACCAGGCUCACAAGUUUUAACAUAACAUUACAUUUAGUGAGGUGUAAAAUUGAUGAUUUUUAUAAAGAUAAUAAUUUAUUUUGUUAAUAAUAAUACUUAAAGUAUUUUAAUAAGGCGCCAUAUUUAUUAUCCGAUUAGCAAUAGCAUUUGUAUAUACCAUCAAGUAUAUUUUAAGAUUGAAUAAUAUAUAGUGCAUAGUCUGUCAUAAUUAAUAAAAGCAAAGGCUAAACUGUAUUGAAACAUGUCUUUGUUUAGUAUUUAUUUAUAAACGUUAAAGCUGUUUAAUUGUUUUUAUUUUAUGUAGUUGCAGCUUAAAUGGCCUUUGAGAUAUUAUGCUAACUAUGCCAUAAUAUUGCUUUACCAAAAACAGUAACAAAGACAAAAUAAGGAAUUCAGUGCCUUGAUGGGUAUUGUUCAUAGUCUCCAUUAGGUACCAAAAAAUUUGAAGUAAAACAAUUGACUAAGUACUUAGUUGUGAUAUAUCAUUAACAUCACAAAGGUCUGAAACCUCGUAGAGUCAGACCAAGCUAAGUUAGCAGCGAUUUUGAUAGCCCAGCCAGUGCAAGUGUUAUUUUGUUAUGACGUUUACUUAACACUUGCACCGGCUGGGCGAUCAAAAUUGCUGCCAACUUAGCUUUGUCUGACUUUAUUAUUUUUAAAAUUCUUGUUUUUUAAUAAGGUUUUGUCUAUUACUAAUUUUGAAGUAUAAAGGAGGCAUAAUUGACAUGUUAUUAGUAUGUAAAUUACUCUAAAAACACAUAUGGCAUAAAUGUUUUUGUGUGGCCUAACAUAAAAUUUUCCAAUAUAAGCAGUUUAUAAACAUCUUGUAUAAUUCUUUAGACCAGGAAUCUCCAAUCUUUAUGAUGUUUCCCUUUUUGUUGGCCGGAUUGUAUGGAUUUUGGUACUUGUCACAAGUUAAGUUGGCAGGCUCCAGAUCUGGCCCACGGGCCAUAGUUUGGAGACAGCCACUUUAUUAGCUUUAUAAUGUAAAACUAGUAAAGUUAAAGUUGAAAAUGAAAUUGUACUUACCAACCCUAGAGAAGGAUGCAUGAAGUUAAGUGUUUAGAGAUUUUUACUCAUUACUAAAUCAAAAUUUGAAUGACAUAUGUAACGGGUCAUGGGAGAGGCAUAUUUACCUUAGGGCCAAGGGGCCCUGGACCCGGGGCGGGGCAGGCUUCAAGUUUUUAGAAGACGCCGAAAAAAAAAGUAUAAUAUGCGCUUAUUAUAUGGGACGGUCCAGGGCGCCAAAUAUUAAAAUACGCCCCUGGGUCAUGGACUCAAACACAGAAUUAAAAUUGUAUGUAAGAAAAUAUUAUAUAGCAGACCAUCACAAUUGCUUAGCAUAACUGUUAUAUAGUUUAUUUAUUUAUUUAUUUACACUUAGAAGAAAGCAAAGAAUCAUGUGUGUUUUCAAUCUAAUAAUUUUUCUUAGAAAUAAUAAAGUCACUGUGGUGGUGUGGUCAUAGCAACCCAACAGUAUUAAAUUCUAGCCAUAUUUGAGUCACAAAGAGUCCUAUAAAAUAUGGCUCAGUGUAACUUUGUUCUACCUAUAGCAAAUACAUACAUAGAACUUGUUUAUUAUUUACAAAAGAAUACUUAAUUGUAACUCUAUAACUCUGUAACAGCCUCAGAAAGUGGGGUGCUUAGACGUUGGUUAGGUCAUACUGAGCAACUUUUACUAUGAGAUCAACCCUGAAAUCGCGAUAAAAAAAAUGACUCUCCCAUACAAGAUAUCAACAUCAUUACGAAGGUUGGUCCCAUAGUAAAAGUUGCCCACUCUCAGCGGCUGGUGUAUAAGUAUAUAGAGCAGUUAAAACAAUCGAAAACUGUUUGAUUGAGAUGCUUAUGCACAAAGCAUUUCAUGAGUUCAGGUUAAAUGAAAUGUAAAAAUUCUGAUAUAGAACUAUUUGAACAUUUCUAAAUUUAUGGUCUCAGAAAUCCAUUGAAUUUGGUUGGAUUGCAGAAGUAAAUAAAUUUACCUAUAAGUAUGUAAUCUAUGUUAAAUUGAGAACAAUAACCCAAUUUUAAGCAGUAUGACGUGUGACCUCAGUCUGUUUAGGAUAAACUAUCAAAAUAUUUCAUUGGCCCCUAUUCUUGGGCCAUCAUUAAUAUAGUUCACCCUAAGAAUGAAUAAAAUAUGCUGCUAAAUUCUUUUUUUUGCAAGCUGUGAUGUGUGUGUGCUGUGUAAGAUGAUUUUGUUUAAGAAUAAAUUAUUUAUUUUUAA
Molecule: messenger RNA, 3023 nt
Organism: Cydia pomonella (codling moth)
Lineage: Eukaryota; Metazoa; Arthropoda; Insecta; Lepidoptera; Tortricidae
Product: glycolipid transfer protein
Exons: 6
Coding region: 266-886 (206 amino acids)
Biological process (GO): intermembrane lipid transfer; ceramide transport
Cellular component (GO): cytoplasm; cytosol; membrane
Molecular function (GO): ceramide 1-phosphate transfer activity; ceramide 1-phosphate binding
Source: RefSeq, a predicted model, not a curated record